This is a messenger RNA of Felis catus (domestic cat), 2572 nucleotides long. It is a transcript of the gene FAM163B, whose product is annotated as family with sequence similarity 163 member B. Bases 323 to 814 code for a protein of 163 amino acids. NCBI's taxonomy places the organism in Eukaryota, Metazoa, Chordata, Mammalia, Carnivora, Felidae. The transcript has 3 exons. The record is from RefSeq and is a predicted model, not a curated record.
GGGACUGGGCUGGAACCGCGCGUGCCGCUCGCUGGGAGCCAGCCUGCGCGUCCGGAGCCGUGACCGCAGCCGGAGCUGGCAGGGGGCUCCCGCCCGGGCACGCAGUCGCCUCCCGCGGGCCUCCGGGCCUCCCCAGCGCCCGCCUCGCCCGCCCGGCCCCAGCAGGCGCCGCAGCCGUGGCCUGGGCAGGAGCGGCCGCCCCGCUAGCUGCGCCCUGCCCGGGACGGACGCCGGACCGCCCCGUCACGUGCGCCCAAGUCCUCGGCCGGCCGGGGGCAGCGCCGUUCCCAUGGUUCAAGGCUGUUGAUGGAGAAGGGGGCGGAUGACAGCCGGGACCGUGGUCAUCACUGGGGGCAUCUUGGCGACUGUGAUUCUGCUCUGUAUCAUCGCUGUUCUGUGCUACUGCCGGCUCCAGUACUACUGCUGCAAGGAAGAGUCGGAGGAGGACGAGGAGGAGCCUGACUUCGCCGUGCACGCGAACCCGCCUCCGCUGCCCUGCGGCCGCAGCCUGGUGCUCACCAACGGGCCGGCGCUCUACCCGGCCGCCUCCACCUCCUUCAGCCAGAAGAGCCCGCAGGCCCGCACCCUCUGCCGCAGCUGCUCCCACUACGAGCCGCCCGCCUUCUUCCUGCAGGAGCCCGAGGACGAGGACGUGCGCAACGGCGGCGAGCGCGUGGCCUACCAGAGCGUCAGCCAGGAGGACGCCGAGCCGCCGCCGGGGGCCUUCGGGGGCCUGCAGGCGCUCAACCCCAACCGCCUCUCGGCCAUGCGGGAGGCCUUCUCCCGGAGCCGCAGCAUCAGCACCGACGUCUGAGCAGCCCCGCCCGCCCGACGGGCCCCCAGACCAUGGUGGGGUCCCCGGGGCGCGUCGGCCUGGCCCCGGGCCGGGACCGGGGCCCCGCCCAGCCCUCCGCGCCUCCCUGUCCCCACGGGGGCCGGUCGGGGAGCUCCGCGGCUCGCUGCAGGGAUAGGGCCCAGUGAGCACAAGGUGGCCGCCGGGGGUAGGGGGUGCGGGGCCUGGGGCUCCCAGGCGGGCGGGCACAGGUGAGCUCCCAGGUGUCAGUCCGCAGGGCAAGGCAGGGCUCUGGGGCCUCGACGCCAGGCUCCUGACGCUGAAGCUGCCGUCCAGCAGAGCUGCGGGGGGAAAGUGGCCUCCACCUCAGCCCCAGCAACUUGGCCGUCGCGGGCUGUGAGGCCGGGCCUGACCCCACCCCCCGACACACACACACACACACACACACACACACACACAGCCCCGACCCGCCGCCCCCGAGCCUCAGCCGCGAUGCCACUGGCCCGGUAGCACAAGCCCUCCCUGGCUAUUGCAGACCAAGUAUUAAGUCCCAGAACGGCGGGGGGGCGGGGAGCACCCCACCCCCACCCCCCGCGCCCUCCCGCUCACACGCACAUCCUUGGCUUCCGGUGCCAAGCCGCGGAGACGCUCUUUGGGCCUGCCUUCCUGCAGAUGUCCCGGAAGUUUCAGGGGCAACCAGGCCCUCGGGAUUCACAGUCCCAACUGGCUUUUUGGUGAAAGAGGGAGGCACAGAGGGUAGAGGCGGCCACGGGCCAACCACCUGCUGUGGGAGCACCCGCGCUGAAACAGGCACCCGGUUCCGAAGUCCAGGUGUGGUGGGGUGCACAGGGCGGGGAGCAGGACCUAACAGACCCACUUUCCCCCCAUGAGGCCUGCGACAGGCCCUCCCACCCGCUGGGCCUCAGCAUCCAGAGCCCUUCGAGCUCUGGUCCCAGGGGACACCGACCCGAACUCUCACACCCGCCCCGUUUCUCAGGAGGAUCUGGGAGCAGGGCCCCGGAUCCUGCUCUCUCUCCACGUCCGACCUCAACUGAGCCCACUCUCCUCCAAGCUCCCAGCAGGGCUGAGGUCUCCCUGGGAGCCCCUCUCUAGCUCCCUCCCUCUGCUGGGGAAGUGAUGCUCAGUGGUCACCCCAGGGAAGUGACCAGGGGCACGGGGAACGCAGCUCCCCCACCGGCCAGGGGCGAGAUCUCCUCCUGCACAGCAGGGCCCCAGAGGCAGGGUAGCUGCUGUCUGCCAGGCUCCUCGGCGAAGCCACCUUCCUAAAAGACACAGCAGCCUUUGAGGGCCCCUGAGCCGAGGACAGCCCGAGCACCUGCCUCUUGCUGAAUGCCCCAGAGCCGUCCGGACGUGAGCAGAGUUAGGGAGGGCUUACUGUUUUCAGCUUUCUCUGUUACUUUCUCCUUCCGUUCACCUCCAGCCUCAGUUGGGACACGGUAAUGGAAUCCACCCCCGGCUUCCCUGCAGCCCAAGCUCUCCUCCUUCGUGGAACCCCAUGAGUUUGUUUUGUGCAUUUGCUUGGGGGGUGGGCUGGGGUGGGGGGCGAGCACCAGGAGGCGGCACUUCCUGUGGCUGUUCUGUUCCGGUUUCCUGUUUCCUUCCCUGGUCUCUGUUCUCUGUAUAGAUUCAUAGAUCCACUUAAAAUGAGGUGAACACCCAUCCCUGUGAGUUCAUGCAGCUGCACUGUGGGGACCCGCGGGGAGCUGCGUGCUCCCCGAGAAAAGAGAAAGCCAAUAAAACUCAUCUCCAGCACCGCCA